This is a messenger RNA of Cavia porcellus (domestic guinea pig), 6400 nucleotides long. RefSeq names its product arylacetamide deacetylase. Gene Ontology annotation, cellular component: membrane. The transcript has 7 exons. Gene Ontology annotation, molecular function: serine hydrolase activity; triacylglycerol lipase activity. NCBI's taxonomy places the organism in Eukaryota, Metazoa, Chordata, Mammalia, Rodentia, Caviidae. The coding region runs from base 121 to 1320 and encodes 399 amino acids. The record is from RefSeq and is a predicted model, not a curated record.
AGAAAGUAAACCUUUUUGGUGAGGCUGAAGCACACUAGUUAUUAAAUUCUACUAUUUUAAGGUACAUCUACGAAGUUUACUUUUUGUGUUCUGCAGACAGAGAAUCACACAAAUUUCAGCAUGGGAAGAAAAUCACAAUUCCUUCUGCUUGUGGUGGUCCUUGUAGCAUAUUAUAUUCCUAAGACUAUUCCAGAAAAUUUUGAGGAGCCAUGGAAGCUAAUAUGGCACAACACUUGUCUGAAAAUUUUUGUACAUUUGGGUACAUUUCUGGAGUUCCUGGGACUUUACAAUUUUUUGGAUUUACUAGCAGUAACUACAGCAUUAAAUGAAGUUCCUCCAACUUCAGAUGAAAAUGUCACUGUAAUUGAGACAAAAUUCGACAAUACACCUGUCCGUGUAUAUAUACCAAAGAGGAAGACAGAGGCACUAAGAAGGGCUGUGUUUUUUAUACACGGAGGUGGAUUUUGUUCUGGAAGUGCUGCUUUACGUAAUUAUGAUUUCCUCUCAAGAUGGACAGCAGAGAGACUUGAUGCUGUCGUUGUAUCAAGCAACUACAGAUUAGUACCUAAAUAUCAUUUCCCAACCCAAUUUGAAGAUGUAUAUAAUGCUCUAAAGUGGUUCUUACGCAAAGAUGUUCUUGAAAGCUAUGGCAUAAACCCUGAAAGGGUCUGUAUUUCAGGAGACAGUGCAGGUGGAAAUUUAGCUGCAGCAGUGACUCAGCAGCAAUUAUAUGACCCAGAUGUGAAGAUCAAACUCAAGAUGCAGUCUUUAAUUUAUCCUGCACUUCAGGCUUUUGAUUUAGAUUCUCCAUCAUACAGAGAAUAUUCACAUAUGCCAGGUCUGUCAAAAUCACUGCUGAUCCGGCUUAUGAGUGAAUAUAUUACAUCAGACAGAUCACUUGAGAAAGUCAUGCUCUCCAAUCAGCAUGUACCUGAAGAAUGGAGUCAUCUCUUCAAGUUUGUUAACUGGAGUUCCCUGCUCCCUGAGAGAUUUAGAAAAGGACAUGUUUAUAAAAACCCAACUUAUGGUAGUUCUGAGUUUGCUCAAAAAUAUCCUGUGUUCCUAGAUAUGAGGGCAGUUCCUCUGUUGGCAGAUGACAGCAAGUUGCGUGGCUUACCCCUGACCUAUGUCCUCACUUGUCAAUAUGAUGUUUUGAGAGAUGAUGGAAUCAUGUAUGUCACCAGACUUCGGAAUGCUGGAGUGCAAGUGACCCAUAACCAUGUCGAGGAUGGAUUCCAUGGAGCAUUUGCCCUUCUGAAAUUUAAAAUUGGUUACAGACUGAUAGAUCAGUACAUUAAUUGGCUAAAAGAAAAUCUAUAGAAAAAUGUGCACUCAUAUCAUUUAAAAAAUAGUCUCAAAGCUUCAGAAAAUUCAUAUUAGAAUUGAACUUUUUUAGAAUGAUCAACUGAAGAUUCACAAACAGCAUAAUUGUUACUGCAAAUAAAAAUUUUGUGGUUCAGUUUUUUAUACAUAUGGGUUUCAUUCAACAUUUCACAAUGUGAAUGUGCUAUUUCUGAAAUUUUUCCUCAUAUCCUGUUAAACUUACUUUUUAACAUCAUAUUUUGUAUGCUCUCUGUUCUCUGUGUUGGCUAUUAUUUGAAAUUACAGGAGUAAAUAUAUGAGAGAGUAUUGUUUGUCUGAGUAACACUGACAUUUGCAUCAGUGUGUUUGGGGACUGGAGCCGUCCUAUACACUUGAGCACGGUUUUUCCAAAAGCCAUUUCCCCGGGCAAUGUGAAUUUUUCCCACCAUAAAAUUAUGUUCCUUGAAACAUUUCUAGAAAAAAAGGUACCAAGAGUUCCAUUAUCAAUGUGGACGAUCAUUGUGGCACUAUGAGGAGUUACCUGCUUGGAUUUGGGGGAAGGCAGAGAAAUCAAGCUUCAAUAAGGAUGAAAAAAGUCUUCAAGGUAGGCAAUGACCUACUGACAGACAAAGACUGUAUCUGUAAGUAGAUAACCACCAAUCAAGCAAUCAUAGAAAAGCCUGAGCUGUGAAAAACUCUGACAUGGCUACGGAGGAAGAUGGAGAGAAAGAAAACAGCAAUAUACCCACAGGAAGCUUUGCAGGAGGCUUAACAUUUGCCCUGAAUUCUGAAGAGCAGUCAGGAGUGUCUCAUCUGAGGGAAAUUGAGGGAACCCAUUUGAAGCAUGAGAGACGAUGCCCCAAAUCCUGGCAGUGGUUCUUUGGUUUAGAGUAAAAGAAACCCAGAUGAACAGCUUUGUGAAGAAAUGCAGAAGAGAGGUUCUCAAAGUACAGAAGAGAGUCUAACAGAAAAGGAAGACAGGACUGCACAGAAUGAAGCCUCAUGGAAGUAAAAAUGACAGAGCCCUGAAACUAGGCUCUGCUCUCCGGCAAGUUUGCACCAGACUUCGGGUUUGACACAGAGUGAGUGACAAUGCCACUCUUUACUUCAGAAAAGCUUUCAUGCUCUUUGGCUUCUGCUCUGGGAGUUACCUCAUUUUCUGUUACAUAAUUUGAAUUUUUCAAAGAAAAAUUUCAUUGUUGAGUGUAAUCUUUCAAACAAGGAUAUUGAUUUUUAUUUGUAAGUAUUUUUACUGAUGUGUAUUCAUUGUACAUGUGGAAUCCAUGCAAAUAAUUUGCCCUCAUCAAACCAAACCUCUUUCUCCACACUGACUUCAUACACAGCAUCCCCAGUCCCUGAUAAUCAUUCUUCUGUUUUCAGGUCAACUUUCUAAAUUUAGCUUCUACAUAUAAGAGAGUAUAUUAGGUCCUCAUCUUCCUGGGUCUGGCUUAUUGAACUAAGCCAGACCUCAGUUUUAUCAUUUUGCUACAAAUGACAGGAUUUCACUUAGCUUUGUGGUUCGAUAAUACUCCAAUAUAUUUCUGUGAUACAUGAUAUUCUCUAAAAUCCCCCAUAUGAGGGUAACACUAUCUGUUGAAAAACCAUCAUACUAAAGUGUGCAAAUGUGUACAUAAUUUUGGUAGAGUAUAUAUAUGCAAUUAUAUUUGUACUGGUAAACAUAUAUGUGUGUGUAUAUCAUUAAUACAUGUGAAAAAUAUACACUAUGUUUACUUUGGCCAUUUAUCUGUUGAUGGUCACCUUGGCAAACUCUAUGUUUUAAUUACCGUGACUAGUGCCACAAGAAUAUGGACAGAUGGGUAUCCUUUAGGGAGCUGAUUUUAUUUCCCUUGGAUAUAUGCCCAGAGGUAGAACUACUGAAUCAUUUGAUAGACCUGUGUUUAGUUUUACAGUGAACACUCAUACUGUUCUCCAUACUGACAGUAAUUUUUUAUUUACUUUUUCUCUGUAUUCUCACCAGUAUUUACUCCAGUUCACUGACAAUAGCCAUUGUAACUGAGAUUCAAUUAUGUCCCCUUAUAGUUUGAUUUGCAUUUCCCUGAUGAUAAAUGAUGUUGAGCAUUUUUUUAUUUGUUGGCCAUGUAUAUUUGUGUUUUCCAGAUGUCUCUAUUCAGAUCAUUUAUACUGUAACUGGUUUAUUUAGUUUUUUGAUAAGAUUUUUUUUUACUUCCUUAUAUGUUUCUGAUAUUAACUCUGUCAGAUGAAUUGUUGGCAAAUAUUUUCACCCAUUCUGCAGAUGGUAUCUUCAUUUUGCUUGUUUCUUUUACUAUACAUAAGUUUUAAAAUUUUAUUUAAUUCCACUGGAUAAUUUUUGCUUUUGUUUUCUGUGCUUUGGGAGUCCUAUCCAGAAAAUUAUUCCUUGUAUCAAUACCUUGAAAUGUCUUCCCUAUUUUCCUUCUAAAAAUUUCCAACUCUCAGAUAAUAUUGUUAGAUAACUGAUCCAUUUUGAAUUGAUUUUUAUACAGGAUAAGAGAAUUCUUUCUUUCAGAAAACUUUAGUUUUCUGCAUGUAUAUAUUCAGAUUUUUUAUCACUAUUUGGUAAGAGGCUGUCUUUUCUCUAAUUUUUUUGGCAUAUUUGUUAUGAGUCAGUUGACUGUAGAAGUAUUAUAUAUGUGGUUUUAAUUACAGGUGAUCAAGUCACGAGAAGGAAGGCUUCAAAAUAAUGAAUUCAAAGCUCAAUGAGGCCUGGGCUUAUUUAAGGCCUCAGUUUGAGAUUUUUUGUACAUUUUCUCCUAACCUUUACAGUUGUGUGUAUAAACACAUUAUCCAUAGCUCUGUUUAUAUAUUCAGAGUUAGAACCAAGUUUCAUUAAAUAGAUUUUUAAAAUCAUAUGUUAACUAUAAUAAUACAUCUGUCACACUUUUAAGGUAACAUGCUCAACCAGUUAUGGAUUUAACAGACUCGUAUUUUAUUGCAAAAUUUUUUCAAAGAUUUUGUUUCAACUGCAUGUGUUUACUUCAGAAUACACUAUUGCUAACAUUUUAAUUUCAUUCAUGCUCUGGCAAAUAUUUUCAAGACUGAGAAUCAAAACUACAUAUUUUCUCCAUCCAGGUAGCCAGGCAACAAGCCAUGUUUUUUGUCUUCUGAAGUGAUAUCUUUUUGUAGCCAAAUCGUUCAUUGGUAAGAUGUUGUGAAAAAGUCCAUGUAGUUUACUUUUGAAGUUACUCUUUUUCUCCAAUUAAUUCCUCUUUCAUUGUUCCUAUCUUAUUUAUUUGAUAUCUUUUUUGUCAUUGUGCAUCUUGAAGAAACUUUCCAUACCCAUUUAAAAUAUAUAUGUACACAUUAUUUCUAUUAUUUUCAGUUCCAUAAACUUUCUUUAGGUAUUUUUCAAUUUAAUGACAUUGUUUCAUUAAUUGGCUUAAUAACUUGUUUAACUCAGUUUCAAAUACCUUGAUGUCAUUUGCUUUCAAAUUUAUUUUCUUCUUCUCUUUCAUCAUUUCCCUGUUUUGGAUUGCUUUUAUACAUAUGGAUGAAGACAGCAAAAGUAGAUACAUUUUUUCCUGCUACAUAAUUGGAGACAUCUGGAUCAAUUUAUUAUCCUGUAAAGAAUUCUGAAGAUUAAGUGUACCAUCUUUGAUUCAUGAUUUGGUCAUUUUCCUUCUAAUAUUUAAUGUGAUAUUUUUAAAACAUAAAAAAGUUGAGUUUUACUGCGGAUCCUAACAUAGUUCACCUAAAUUUAGCAGUGAGCCUUUUGUACCUUCUUCACCAGUUCUUUAUUAUUCUAUCCAUUCUUUAUCCAUUAAUCCAUCUUAUUCCUGGAUAUAUUUCAAAACUGCACUUACAACUACAUUUUACCUCUAAACCUCUCAGUAUGGCAUCUUUGUUGUGAAACAGUUAACUGUAGAUCUGUGGUUUAACUGACAGAUGGUUGAACUUGAUAAUAAAGGCUUCAAAUAUGAAUUCAAAGCCCAGAGAUAUCUAGGGCUAUUCAGGAUCUUAGUUUGAGUGUUUUGUACAUUUUCCUCCUAAGCCUUAUGGUAUUACUGAGUAGAUCAGCACAUUAUCCAAACCUCUUUUUGUAUAUUCAGGGUUAGAACCUAACUUUGUAUAUUCAGAGUUAAAACUUUCAUGAGCCAGGGGGCACUGUUUAAUUUUGCUCUUGCAUUCUUAAAAGUUAAAAUUACAUACAAUGGAAGAAACAGAUCUUAAACAUCAUCACUGAGUUCUGACACAUGAACACAUUCCUACAGCUGAAAUUAUGCAUUUCAAGGUACAAAACAUUAAGAUCAUCGCAAAAGAUACCUCUUUCCAGUAAACCAUAGUCACAUGGCCACUCAAGAUAUUGUUUUGAUUUUUAUAACAAUAGAUUUGUAUUUCUGAUUGUUACAAAUCUUUUAAUUUAGUCUAAUUUUUAUUAAAAAUAGUUAUUCAUCAAAAUGCUUUUCUAUUUCAAUAAUAAGAACAAACAUUAGUAUUUGGUAGUUGAAAAACUGUGUAUCAGACACUAUCUAAUUGGAGUCCCCAGAAAGCUUUUUCUAGAAAGGUAGGAUCUGAGAAUGCUAGAGGUGGAGAAACACAUAUGGGUAUCAUCAAGGCUCAAUAUCAGAUUUUCAGAUUAAAAAAAAAAAACAGUGCUUUCCCCAUCAUUUGGGAGGGAAAUGUGUGAUUGUUCUAAUUUUAUUGUAGUGAUAAACAAAAAUUCAGCAGUUGAUCAUAAAAUUUAGAAGAAAUAAUGUUUUGAUUUUUAGGAGAUUGAAUGUAUUUUCCACUAAAAUACAUUUCUUAUAGUCUGCUAAAUAGAAUACACUGAAGAUGUAGGUAGAAAAUGUAUGUCAGAUGACAGGUGCAAGGACAAGGAUUGAUAGUAAUGCUUGUCGGGUACUAGGAUUCAGUCAGCUUUCACAACAUUUUGCUAGUGAGAGGCAACACACUGAACAGUUACUAAUAUCACUGAACAUGCCAUACUCUUCAAUGUGACACUAAUGCUACCUGUAUGUGAAUUUGUUUCUACAUUUUAGACAAAUCCUAUAGCACUAAGAAUUCUGUCCACUAAGAUUGUGUUAAAAGUAAAUUUCUUUCCUAUGAAAAAAUAGUUGGAUAAUAUUUUUUAUGAAUUAAAAUGGCUUUAAUUUGCCAUCAA